AUUUCUUUGAGUCCGCUUCUUGUUUAACUGAGGGAAAGGGGAUUCCACACAAAGAACUACAACUCAACAUGAUGAUUUUAAUUGGGAAUCUGACUCGAGAAUAAAAGCCGCUUAUGAGGCUAGUAAGACAGAACCAUACUUCCAUAUCAGGCUCCAUAUACGUCUGUGCAGGACAGGAAGUUUAAGCAUUGAUGGGGGCGUUACGCGCAUAUCCUGCAUCUAUCUCAUCUGCAUUUUCUGGAGUAAAUUUCCAGAGCUGAGCUGCUAGGAGUAAAAAUCUUAUUCCUAGCUCAUCGACUUCUUCAAUCCAUGUCUAGUCAGCACCCGAGAACCCGAUAUCCCCAUUUUACUUAGUCCAAAACACGAGGAAGCAGCUGAUUGCCAUAUUCAGUUUGCCACUUCACAUUGGUAUCUCCAAGGUUGAAGACCAAGAUCAUGAGCUCCGAGGGGAUUGUCUCGAAACAGAAACAACUCAGAAGCUAUCCUUCUCAAAUCUACUUGCAGUCUCAGCCUCUGUUACAAUGUUUGCAGCUGAGAGGAUCUCCAUCAUCAGCUAAUCUUGGAGGUAGCGGUUUCAAAAACAUUGAUGACACUUGUAAUAUGGCCAGCAAGUUUAGCUCUCAGCAGGGAGAUUCAGAAAUUACAGGCACGGUCGCAUGUUCUCAGCCAUUCAGAUAUCAAAAGAGCUCUUUGUUUCCCUCAUAUGAUGAUCCUCAAUAUAGUACAGAAGAGAAGGAUGCGACUGCUUUUCAGUCAGGGGACGAUCUUCAAUCAGUUGUGGAAUUUCACAUGUGCAACAGUCAAUCUCGCCGAUUGUCUUAUGAGAAUACCGCUCCCUCAAAUAUAUCAUUCCGACAGCUGCAGGAUCCGUUUUAUGAAGAAAAGAUCGCAAGAUAUAGGCAAAGUAUUGUCAGUUUCCAAGAAUGCCAAAAUUGCAAGGUCGAUUAUGAUACGUCUAGCCCACCACAAAGCCAGAGAUCUGACUCCUGUAUCCAGCCGGAGAAGCAUCCUCCAGCUUGUUCCGGUGGAGUUUUUUACUGGCCUCGGAGGAAAACAAAUUCUACAGUUCCAAGUAAGACACGGAUAAGGUGGACUCAAGACCUGCAUGACAAGUUUCUUCAGUGUGUUGAUAUUCUCGGAGGAGCCGAGAAGGCAACUCCCAAGGGGAUCCUCAAGCUGAUGGACGUGGAACGAUUGACAAUCUUUCACAUUAAAAGCCACUUGCAGAAAUAUCGCACUACCAAAUGCAUGCCAGACUCGAAAGAAGGAGCAGGACAGUCUUACGAGCCAGUUCAGUUAAACUCAUCGGUGCUUGAACUGAAAACAGGGAAGCAGAUAGUAGAAGCAUUACAGAUGCAGCUAGACAUCCAAAUGCGUCUGCAUGAGCAACUCGAAAUACAGAAAGAGUUGCAGCUGAGGAUUGAGGAACAGGGAAGGCAGCUAAAACAAAUGCUAGAAUGUCGCACGAACAAUAAAAAGGAUCACAUGCUUCCCAGUGAAGUUCACUAUGCUGGGAAGUUCGAAGGAUCUCAUUCUUUUGCCGUAGAGUCCUCAGAGCUUUAGGGAGUCGAGGAAUGGGAUUUCUAGCUUCCGAUUGUAAAAGUGCUGGAAAUACUCAGAGAGGGAUACAGUCUUGUACAAGGGCAGGCUCCUCAAUGAUUCCAGAACCUCCUUGGAAGGCCCGAUUUCGAGGGAUGGAUGUGGGUAACAGAAAGUUACGAUUGAAGAUCUGUCUUUGUAUCUGUUGGCCACCGCUCUAUGCUCUGGCGCCUUAUAAGUCCCGUUGCUAAUAAUCUGCAUUCAUCAUUUAAUAAGUUCAUCUCCGGAAAAAAUAAAUCAUACUUACAGCCUAAAAGAUACUUCUUUUAGCCAAAGAAGAGUAAUAGCCAAGAUAGAUUUUCAGAAAAAGAUAGAGAUACCAUAAGGAUGCCUGCCUUUGUACUCAUAACUAAAAUUUCCACCGCAUUUGGAUAUGCAAUUAUGCAUCAAGUCACAGUAA
Punica granatum (pomegranate) is the source of this 1999-nucleotide messenger RNA. The record is from RefSeq and is a predicted model, not a curated record. Lineage: Eukaryota; Viridiplantae; Streptophyta; Magnoliopsida; Myrtales; Lythraceae.